CUGCAUUUUUCCCACAUUUCUCUAAAAAAACAGAGCUCCCUCCCCUGUUUUUUCUUUUCACAAAUUUUCUUCUAAUUUCAUAGCUUUCCCUCAACACUCCACUCCAAAAACCUCUAGAUUUGCUUCAUCAAACAAAAACAAAAAACCAGCACCUUCAACACCCGUUUUGGAUUUUCUCGUUGCAUAAUCGAAGUAAAGAAAGCUCGCUCUCUCUGUUUUUGAGAGAGCGAGCGAGCGAUUUUCAGUGGCUGUUUAAAGUAUUUAUUUUAUCAAUGGCUGCUGCUGAAAACAGUGGUGAAUUCAACAAGGGUGUUGGUGAUGUGCAAGAUUGGGAGGUUGAGAAAGGGAACGAGCUUGAUUUUGGGUUCGAGAAGCGACAAUGGAAGCCAGUUUUUGGUGAAGCUUCCAUGUCGCAAAGGCCUAAUAAGAAGAUUACUCAACGUCAAGAACCUGUUCGAUCAAUUGCUUCAAUGGCGGACCAGUCGUCUUCGUUACCUUCUAGUUCGCCUUCAUUAACUCUUUCUUUACCUUCUUCUUCUUCUUCUUCGAAUGCUUCUUUGCCUUCUUCAAGAAUGGUUUUCCCUUUCGCUUUCGACGGGACUCAGAAUCCUGUUUACUUUCCUCAUCCGAUGUUCCAGCCGUUGCCGCAAAGUCAGCAACAAAUGAUUUCAUUUAGUCCCCAACAGCAGCAGCAGCAGCAACAUGGUUUUGUUUACCGGCCGUUUUUCGCUGGAGAAUCAUCGCCGGUACCGCCUCCACAACUUCCGCAGCCGUCACAACAGCAACUUCUUCAAUAUUGGAGUGAUACAUUGAGCCCGAGAAGGAGGAUGAUGAUGAUGAGCCGAUUGGGACAAGACGGUAGACAAUUAUAUAGGCCACCAUUGCAGCCUAUAAAUACAACCAAGCUUUACCGAGGUGUAAGGCAAAGGCAUUGGGGCAAAUGGGUAGCCGAGAUUCGUCUCCCUCGAAACCGAACUCGUCUCUGGCUCGGCACAUUCGACACAGCCGAAGAUGCCGCGUUAGCCUAUGACCGCGAGGCGUUCAAGUUGAGAGGAGAGAAUGCAAGGCUCAACUUCCCUGAACUUUUCCUCAACAAAGAUAAAGAUACAUCCCCAGGCCCAAGCUCAACAGUUCCGCCACAAGACGAGCCAAAAGAGCCUAAUUCGCAGUCAACCGCAAUGGAAGCAAUGCCACCACCAUCUCAAGGAGAUAAUAACCCCGAUAGCGAUUCGGGGUUAGGGUCUAGCGAGGCAACAGCCAGCGACGAGGUGCAGAUGGCAGCUGAAGGGUCUGGUUCGGGUUCUCAAGAACUAGUGUGGGGAGACAUGUCCGAGGCUUGGUUCAAUGUAAUACAAGAAGGUUGGGGUCCAGGGAGUCCAGUUUGGGAUGAUUUAGACACCUCAAACAACUUACUUUUACCUUCAAAUCUCCCUUUCCCUAAUCAAAAUCAUCACCAAUUCGGUGACACUUCUUCUCCAUCUUCCUCCUCUUCUUGUCCCAUGAAAUCCUUCUUUUGGAAAGAUCACGAUUCUUAAAACCAUCCACUUUGAACUGCUUCGGUCUGAAAAUCUCCCGAUGUCGAAUUUUCAUGCCAUCUUUAUUGUCAUUUCCAAUCACUGGCUGCAGAUUUUUUUGAUGAAAUCAGCCACUGAUUUUAGCAGAUUCUUCGCCAAAAACCAACCACUUGCCCCACCUUAUUUCUUUCCAAUGAUUCAAUACACACACAUAUGUGUGUGUGAUUCUCCAUUUUCUUCUCCAUUUUCAUGAAACCUGCAAAAGAAAAGUUCGACAUAUUUUCCAAACUUUCUUUUAGCAGUGAUUUGCUAUUAUGCAUUCAUGGUUUGGUUAUUACAGCAUGUUUUUAGUGUCAGUUAGUAUCAAAUAAACAACCAUAUUUAGUUCUUUUUUUGUUUUGGUCUGUUGAUGUAAUGUUGGUUAUGUAGUUUAUUGAAUCCAAUUAGGGCAUUAGGGGACAGUUUGGUGAUCUCCUUUUCUCAAUUGGUCCAAAUAUCCAUUGUGAGCUUUAUUUUAAUGCUCAAAAACAUGGAGUUUCCUUAAAAUUCAUCUUUGUCUUUUUUUAUCUUUCUUGUAAUAGUAACGACAUUUUGCACCAUUUA
This is a messenger RNA of Gossypium raimondii (Peruvian cotton), 2117 nucleotides long. RefSeq names its product ethylene-responsive transcription factor ERF054. The transcript is spliced from 2 exons. The record is from RefSeq and is a predicted model, not a curated record. Gene Ontology annotation, biological process: regulation of DNA-templated transcription. Lineage: Eukaryota; Viridiplantae; Streptophyta; Magnoliopsida; Malvales; Malvaceae. The coding region runs from base 273 to 1535 and encodes 420 amino acids. Gene Ontology annotation, molecular function: DNA binding; DNA-binding transcription factor activity.